Rhizoctonia solani is the source of this 1761-nucleotide messenger RNA. Its product is annotated as Electron transfer flavoprotein-ubiquinone oxidoreductase, 4Fe-4S. The record is from RefSeq and is a predicted model, not a curated record. The transcript is spliced from 10 exons. Gene Ontology annotation, molecular function: iron-sulfur cluster binding; electron-transferring-flavoprotein dehydrogenase activity. NCBI's taxonomy places the organism in Eukaryota, Fungi, Basidiomycota, Agaricomycetes, Cantharellales, Ceratobasidiaceae. Gene Ontology annotation, biological process: electron transport chain. Gene Ontology annotation, cellular component: mitochondrial inner membrane. Bases 1 to 1761 code for a protein of 586 amino acids.
AUGCUCAGUCGUCCUGGGCGAGUGUUAAGGCUUCGUCUAAAUAUUCGGAGGUUACACACCUCUCGGCCGGUGCUCGAGAGAUUCGAUCCAAAAAACGUUGAACGCGCGAAGACGAUGUUGAAGCAGCUAGAGAAAGAGAAAGGGAGAGAAAUAAGAGUAGUCGUACUCGAAAAGGGACCAGAAAUUGGCUCGCAUAUUGUUUCUGGAGCUGUUAUCGAACCCCGAGCUCUAAAUGAACUUCUACCUGAUUGGAAAGAUAUGCCGGACCACCCUCUUACAGUACCUGCUACAUCGUCGCACAUGAAAUUCCUUACUUCGAAGCACGCAAUCCCUAUGCCUCAUCCUCCCCAAAUGUCCAACAAGGGGAAUUAUGUCGUAUCUCUCUCCCAAUUCGUCAGAUGGCUCGGCUCUGUCGCCGAAGAAUCUGGCGUAGAGGUUUAUCCAGGUUUUGCUGGUGCCCAACUAUUGUACGAUGUCAAUGGUGCAGUACGAGGUGUCGCCACUCACGACGCAGGCCUCGACAAACGGCUCCACCCUAAAUCGUCUUUUGAACCUGGAAUGGCAUUUCGAGCGCGCGUAACGAUUCUCGCCGAGGGUGCACACGGUUCUCUGACAAAACAAGCGGUCAAACGUUUUAAUCUUCGUGAAGGCAAGGAGCCUCAGACCUACGGAAUUGGAGUUAAGGAGGUCUGGCGCGUUGACCCAAAGAACCAUCGGCCGGGAGAGAUUAUACAUACUAUGGGCUUCCGAUGGAUUGGAAAACGUAUAGCGGAGGUUUUGUGUAUCACAUGGACGGCGGACUCUCCUUACAGGGAACUCCAAAAACUAAAACACCAUCCCUACUUUGCGUCGCUCCUUGAAGGUGGUGAGCGUAUUGCCUACGCCGGCCGUGCCUUGAAUGAGGGCGGCUUCCAAUCCAUCCCAAAAACCGACUUUGCAGGCGGAGCUUUGAUCGGUUGUAGUGCUGGAUUUGUGAACGUACCCAAAAUCAAAGGAUCGCAUACAGCUAUGAAGUCUGGUAUCCUCGCUGCUGAGGCGGCAUACGAUGAGGUUGUGAAGGGUGAUGAAGAGGGAGAAGGUGCUGAAAUUCAAGCUGCCACGCCCUCCAUUUCACCGUUUACGACCAAGGCUGGAGAUAUGUCCGGCUACACGAAGGCAUUGAAGAAUUCGUGGGUCUGGUCUGAACUCAAGACGUACGAAAUAUUCGGCCUCUUUCAUGUCCCUCUUGGUAUUUGGGGAGGGAUUGCAUGGAGUGGACUCGACACCUUUAUUCUUAGAGGGAAAGCACCAUGGACAUGGGGCUUUGGGGGAACCGAUGCGAAGCAUACUAGGAAAGCAAGUGAAUUCAAACCGAUCGAGUACCCAGCACCUCAGCCCCCUCUUUCUACCGACUUGUUGACCGCCGUUUCGCUCACGGCGACGAACCACGCAGAAAACCAACCGGUUCAUCUCCAACUUCCAUACAUGGGAGUUGAUAAUUUUGACUCGGAGGCGACAAACGUCACGGAAUACGCGGGUCUACUUGGACGAGCUUGCCCAGCGGGCGUUUACGAAUAUGUUGAUGGGGGCAUUGAACCAGGUACUCCCGUUCCAGAAGGUAAGGAGGAGGAAGCAGGGUAUGCCGGCAAGAAGCUUGUCAUCAACUCCCAGAACUGCAUUCACUGCAAGCUUUGCGACAUCAAGGUCCCCACGCAGGAUAUCACCUGGACCGUGCCCGAGGGAGCAGGCGGACCAAAGUACAUAGGAUCUCCAAACGGGUGA